Coturnix japonica (Japanese quail) is the source of this 1637-nucleotide messenger RNA. NCBI's taxonomy places the organism in Eukaryota, Metazoa, Chordata, Aves, Galliformes, Phasianidae. The record is from RefSeq and is a predicted model, not a curated record.
UGUAAUGUCCAAUAAUGUUUCAGCAUCUUUGUUGACACAAGACUUGCAAGAAGUGAGAGGAGCAUAUAAAAGAGAGAAACGGUCUGCACCAGGCUAGUUUGGGUCAAAGAUGGCCAAGCUCAUUUUGCUUACCGGUCUGGCCCUCCUGCUGAACGCCCAAAUAGGCUCUGCCUAUGUGCUGUCAUGCUAUUUCACCAACUGGGCUCAGUACAGGCCUGGCUCAGGGCGCUUUACAGUCGACAACAUCGACCCAUGCCUCUGUGACCAUCUGAUCUAUGCCUUCGCUGGGAUGUCCAACAAUGAGAUCACAACCAUUGAGUGGAAUGAUGAGACCCUCUACAAAUCCUUCAAUGGGCUGAAAAAUCAGAAUGGAAACCUCAAGACCCUCCUGGCAAUUGGAGGAUGGAAUUUUGGGACAGCCAAGUUCUCCACAAUGGUUUCCACUCCUGAGAGUCAGACCUUCAUCAACUCUGUCAUCAAAUUCCUGCGCCAGUACCAGUUUGAUGGGCUGGACAUUGACUGGGAAUACCCUGGAACAAGGGGCAGCCCUGCUCAGGACAAAGGUCUCUUCACUGUCCUUGUUCAGGAAAUGCUGGCUGCCUUUGAGCAGGAAGCCAGCAGGUGAACAGCCCGUCUCAUGAUCACUGCUGCUGUUGCUGCAGGACUUUCCAACAUUCAGGCUGGCUACCAGAUUGCUGAGCUUGGAAAGUACCUGGACUACUUCCAUGUGAUGACUUAUGAUUUCCAUGGCUCUUGGGAUGGACAAACUGGGGAGAACAGCCCUCUGUACAGUGGCAAUAAUGCCUACCUCAGUGUUGAUUAUGCCAUGAACUAUUGGAAGAGCAAUGGUGCUCCAGCUGAGAAACUCCUGGUUGGGUUCCCAACCUACGGACAUAGCUUCAUCCUCAAGGAUCCUCAUUCCAUUACACUGCGUGCUUUGGGGCACCCGAAACAUCCGCCACUGGGCCCAGCUGGGCCCUUAACCAAUUGGAGCUGGCGUGUUUCUGGCUAACUCGUGGCAUCAUUUCCUGUUGACCUCUGGAGCUCUUACUUUCAGGCUUGGGAUGCUCCCCAGGAUGUGCCCUAUGCCUACAAGAGCACUGAAUGGGUUGGCUAUGACAACAUCAAGAGCUUCAACAUCAAGACUGACUGGCUGAAGAAGAACAACUAUGGUGGUGCUAUGGUUUGGUCCCUUGAUAUGGAUGACUUCACUGGCACUUUCUGUAAACAGGGCAAAUAUCCCCUGAUUACCACCCUGAAGAACGCUCUUGGACAGCAAAGCAGCAGCUGUGUGCCCCCAGCUCAGCCCAAUCCUCCCAUCACUGCAGCUCCCAGCACUGGAAGUGGAAGUGGAAGCGGGAGCUCAGGUAGCAAUACCGGUAGCUCAGGUGGGAGUGGAUUCUGUGCUGGCAAGGCCAAUGGCAUCUAUGCAGAUCCAACCAACAAGAGCAAAUUCUACAACUGCAAUAAUGGCGAAACCUUCACGCAGACGUGCCAGGCCGGUCUUGUCUUUGACUCCAGCUGCUCCUGCUGCAACUGGGCAUGAAGACAACAAUUCUGUUACAGCAAACACACUCCUCUGAUCUAAUUGUAUGGAAUAAUGAUGAUAAAUAAAGUGUUCUGCAAAUGUAACAAUG